Vigna unguiculata (cowpea) is the source of this 1729-nucleotide messenger RNA. RefSeq names its product cold-responsive protein kinase 1-like. The record is from RefSeq and is a predicted model, not a curated record. Lineage: Eukaryota; Viridiplantae; Streptophyta; Magnoliopsida; Fabales; Fabaceae. Gene Ontology annotation, molecular function: ATP binding; protein kinase activity. Gene Ontology annotation, biological process: protein phosphorylation.
GUGAAAGGAGAAUGAACAUGUGUGUUGGUUGGUGUACUAUGAAACACCGUUUGGUUGAAGCAGCCUUGGUCUUGGUCUUGACUCUUGUCCGAAAACAAAGAGAGAAGAUUCAAACCGAGUACGCGUUGCUUUAUGGUUGCAUCAUGAUCAUGCUCACGACGUGGACAUUCAUCUGAUAAAACCAACGCAACCACACAACACAACCCCAUCUUCACGCUUAUUCUGCACAACUUUUAUAAACUCAUCUUUGUUUUUUCUUCUUCUUUACUCGUUUCAUCCACCUUCUGAGGUUACCAUUGGAAGCAAGUGACACCAUUUGACAUUUGAAGCUCCUUAUACUUCAUUUAGCUAUGACUUGUUUUCCUUUACUUUUCAGUAAGUCAUCUUCUUCAGCAAGAAAAGAUCCAGAAAUUGAUGAAGGCAUUCAUAAUGUUAAACUAUACUCCUACAAAGAAUUAAGAAAUGCCACUGAUGACUUCAGUCAAGCCAAUAAAAUCGGAGAGGGUGGUUUUGGUUCUGUCUACAAGGGACGACUUAAAGACGGAAAAGUUGCUGCAAUAAAAGUUCUUGCAGCAGAAUCAAGACAAGGAGUGAAGGAGUUCUUGACAGAGAUUAAUGUAAUCUCAGAGAUAGAGCAUGAAAAUUUGGUCAAGCUAUAUGGUUGCAGUGUGGACAAAAAUAGCAGAAUAUUAGUCUACAAUUACCUUGAGAAUAAUAGUCUGUCACAAACUCUUCUAGGUGGAAGUCACAGUAAAAUGUACUUUGAUUGGCGAACAAGAUGCAAAAUAAGCGUUGGUAUUGCUCGUGGACUGGCCUAUCUUCAUGAAGAAGUAAGGCCUCAUAUUGUUCACAGGGAUAUAAAAGCAAGCAACAUCCUACUUGAUAAAGAUCUUACACCCAAAAUUUCAGAUUUUGGUCUUGCAAAGCUUAUUCCAGCAAACAUGACUCAUGUCAGCACUCGAGUAGCAGGAACAAUAGGUUAUUUGGCACCCGAGUAUGCAAUAGGGGGGAAGCUAACACGGAAAGCAGAUGUUUACAGCUUUGGUGUCCUCCUUGUGGAAAUAAUAAGUGGAAGAUGUAACACAAACACGCGAUUACCAGUAGAAGAACAAUUUCUUCUAGAGAGGACUUGGGAACUUUAUGAGAGAAAGGAAUUGGUGGGACUGGUAGAUACAUCGCUGGACGGGGAAUUCGAUGCCGAGCAGGCUUGUAAGUUUAUGAAGAUUGGUCUUCUUUGCACCCAGGAAUCACCUAAGCUCCGGCCAUCCAUGUCUUCUGUGGUGAAGAUGCUCACUGGAAAUAUGGAUGUUGAUGACAGUAAGAUAACAAAACCUGCCUUAAUUUCUGAUUUCAUGGACCUCAAAGUAAGAAGUAACAAAGAAAGUAGUAGUUAUGUGAAGAAUUCAUCUACCUACAAUACAUCCUCUUCUUCGGACAACCAUGACACUACCAUGUCAUCUGUCACAACUACAACUUUUGCUGCAGUAUAUGAUGAAACCAUGUGAACAUCAACACAUGGUGAUUUGUUUUAGUAUAAAGAAUUAAUUUGAUUUGCUUAGACUUGUAUCUGAUGUAAAUUUUGCAACUUUUUUUCAUACUUUUUUGAGUGAUUUUUUUGUCUUCGAUGUAAUCCUACAUGACUAGGGAGUUGCUAUGUGCUGUUCUGUAAAUAUGAUGAGGGCUUGUGUUCAAUGAUAAAUUUGAAGAUCUUUUGGUUUUCUAUGUGUCC